Molecule: messenger RNA, 1301 nt
Organism: Capsicum annuum
Lineage: Eukaryota; Viridiplantae; Streptophyta; Magnoliopsida; Solanales; Solanaceae
Exons: 7
Coding region: 194-1246 (350 amino acids)
Molecular function (GO): DNA binding; DNA-binding transcription factor activity
Source: RefSeq, a predicted model, not a curated record
UUGAUGAUUGAAAUAAAAAGCUCCCAACACCCAAUGAAAAAAGUGUCACCAAUAUAUUAAACUUCUCAUUCCCCUAAACUUUUUCUUUGUCUUAUAUUUUUCUGCAGCAGCUGAUUAUUAUCCAUAGAAGAUAUUGAAAGCAGGAGAAGAAUUAUUUAUGGUCCGUUAGGGUUUCUGGGAGGCUAAAGAAUCAAUGGAACAUGGCAAUGGAGAAACAAGUGAGGAAUAUUACAUGGAAAAGGUCAUGUCAUCCAUUGAUUUGAAUGAAGAAGUUGAUCAUGAUCAUAGCAAAAUUCAACAAAUUGAUGAUGAAGCUAUUGAAGUUAUUAGUGUGGAAAGUGAUAAAAUUACAAAUGAAGAAAAUAAUAGUAGUUCAUGUGGAAAUGAAAUCAAUAUUAAGAACAAGAUGAGCAAAGUUAGACAAUAUGUAAGAUCAAAAUUGCCAAGGCUAAGAUGGACUCCACAACUUCAUCUCUCUUUUGUUAAUGCCAUUCAUAGACUUGGUGGUCAAGAAAGAGCAACACCAAAAUUGGUUCUUCAGAUGAUGAAUGUGAGAGGACUCAGCAUUGCCCAUGUUAAAAGUCAUCUCCAGAUGUAUAGAAGCAAGAAACUUGGAGAGUUUGGACAAGUGUUAGGCCAUGGUCAUAGAGCAAAUCAAAGAAGAAAUUAUCUCUAUGGAAAUUUAAGCCAAAGAUCUUUUAAUCCUCUUCAAGAUUUCAAAAUGAAGAAUGGUGCAAUUGUAUUAGCAAGAAAUUUUAAUGAUGAUGACAACAUUAAUCACCAUUUUCAAAAUUCAUUUGCUAGAACUCAAUCCAGAUACAUGGAAUGGUCUUCCCAUCAAGGAACCAACAAUUUAUUGAAAAUGAAAAUCUUGGAAAAUCAUCAAAUUUGUCCUAUUAGGCAAAGACAUUAUUUUCUUGAAGAAAAAAAGUGGCCUCCAUUUGAAUUCAAUAAAAAUAAAUUGAAUUCUCAAUCUUUGUUUCAUCAUACUGGACCAAAAUGGAGUUGCAGAUAUAACAACCUUGAUCCAAAAUAUAAGACCCCUCUUAGAUUUGAGAUGAAACAAGACAAGAAGUUCAUUUUGGAAAAAGAUUAUUGGCUGCCUGAUUUGCAAUUGGGAUUGAGCAGAAGUGAAGAAAAUAAUAUGAAGGAGAAAAUUAUUCACCAUAGUAAUAAAGUGGAAUUAUCAGAUAUAAACACUAUGCUUUCUCUUUCUUUGCCUUCUUAUUCAUCAAGUGCAACCUAAGAGAUGGCCUAAUGAUGUGGUGGCAAAUGGACGGAUCGGAUCGGAUAGGAACAAA